Molecule: messenger RNA, 1422 nt
Organism: Morus notabilis
Lineage: Eukaryota; Viridiplantae; Streptophyta; Magnoliopsida; Rosales; Moraceae
Exons: 2
Coding region: 296-1123 (275 amino acids)
Source: RefSeq, a predicted model, not a curated record
GUAAGGGAGUUUACAUAUUUUUUUAAGUGGGGUCUCUUUUCUCCCAUCCAUUUUCCGGAAGAACUCCACAAAAUAUCGAGCUCUCCCUGCAAGACUGCAAGUCUUCGAUCGAGGCUACGAUUUUAAUUCCGUAAACUAAAAAGAACAAAAUAAAAAAAAAAAAUCGGGAGACUUGGAUGAAGUUCUAAGCUGAGGCUACAACAACAAACAAGAUCGUUUCUUUCCCAACAUAGAAGGAAAAAGAAAAAGAAAAUAAUUGGUAUUUAUCCAGUAACAACAACAAAUCCCAGAUUCCAUGUCGCCGAAGCUUCUAGAUUCACGGCACUCCAUAGAUUCCUGCGCCUUCCAGCUCCACUCAUGGAGGCCCUUCCAACAACAUUCUACUCCUCCGACCAAAACCCUAGACGCCGCCAACAAUCCUCGGCACUACCGCUCCAAUGGCGGAGCCCACGCGAUCACGAAGCGCCCCUGCCUCUCGGACCGCGCCACGUCCUUCCCGAUCGACGCAAUCGAUAUGUCGCGGCUCAGCCUCGUCGACGACGACACGGCCAGGCCCCACCACCACCAGUACAGGGGGAGCCUCCGGCUGCUCGCGAGGAAGCGCCGCCGGCGGGGCUCCAGGUCGGUGUCCGGUCGGAGCAGCGAUCGCAGCGGCACGCGGCGGUGCUGCUCCGUCGGGGCGUCGGCGGCGUACGGCACAUGCUCAGAUUUCCCGGUGGCGGUGGGAACGGACUCGAGCGGGGAGCUGUUCUUGAACACCGGCGACGCCAAUUGGUCGUCGGACGUGAGCGAGGCGCGGAAUUCGAGGAGGGAGAGGGACGGAGCAGGUGGAGGGAGUGGCGAGAAGGAGAGUUUCGGUGGUGUGAUAGGGGGUUUUGACUCGCAAGGGGCUGAGUCGGGGUAUGGGAGUGAACCGGGUUAUCGCGGCGACGCGGAGUUCGGGUACGGCGAUGAGCACGACGAGGAAGAAGACGAUGCUCGCUUGUUGUUUUGGGGCAACAGAUUUGAAGACACCGAUUCGAUGACGGAGAUCGUGGGGGAGAACACAUUCUCAGAUCAAAAAGUCCAUCACAGAUGCCGGCGAAAGAAACACGAUUGUAGAAUGGUCGACUCGGUGAGGUAAAAGAUUUGUUGAAGGAUAUAAAACUUCUCUUUACUUUAUAUCCACACAAUUGAGAAGCUUUUCUUUGCCUCCUACAAUUAAUUGCCUCUGGUGCUUCACAAGAUACCGCAACACGUUUUCAAGUUUUAAGUUGUUGUAUGUACAGCGAGUUUUGUUUUGUUUUUUGUUUUUUUUGUUUUUAAAUUGUUUUUACCCGUACUUUUUGAGAGAGGAAGAAGUCAAUGCUUAGACGUUAUUUAUAUCCGCAGUGGGGCUCGUUGGAUAACUAAUAUCCCCGGUCUAUGAUGUAUCAAUGGAAA